Messenger RNA from Ascochyta rabiei, 492 nucleotides. RefSeq names its product Phosphatidylinositol 3,4,5-trisphosphate-dependent Rac exchanger 2 protein. The record is from RefSeq and is a predicted model, not a curated record. The coding region runs from base 1 to 492 and encodes 163 amino acids. Gene Ontology annotation, cellular component: mitochondrion. Gene Ontology annotation, molecular function: nucleic acid binding; 3'-5'-RNA exonuclease activity. Lineage: Eukaryota; Fungi; Ascomycota; Dothideomycetes; Pleosporales; Didymellaceae. The transcript has a single exon.
AUGUCUCUUGCCGCUUUCGUCACUGAUGCAGACCUUAACAUACUUGACGAGGAGGGUUAUGAAGCUAUCAUUCACCACAAAAAAGAGCAACUUGAUCAGAUGGGCGAGUGGUGCACAAGACACCAUGGCGAAUCUGGUCUGUCACAGGCUUGUCUCGACUCGACUACCACUGCAGAAAUGGCUGCUGAGGGCUUGCUGCAAUACAUCAAGAAAUUUGCACCGGAGCGCCGUACUGCACUCAUUGCUGGCAACUCCAUCCAUGCCGAUAGAGGGUUUCUCGUGCUACAGCCAUACAAGCCGAUCAUCGAUCAUCUUCACUAUCGAAUCUUCGAUGUCAGCAGCAUCAAAGAAGCUGCACGAAGAUGGGCACCAAAAGAGACGUUGAAGAAGAUUCCUAGGAAACAGAUGCUCCAUGAGGCCCGUGCAGAUAUUUUAGAAAGUAUCGAAGAGGCAAAGUUCUACCGUGAGGCCUUCUUCCUCAAGAAAGAUUAA